Molecule: messenger RNA, 3170 nt
Organism: Mesoplodon densirostris (Blainville's beaked whale)
Lineage: Eukaryota; Metazoa; Chordata; Mammalia; Artiodactyla; Ziphiidae
Gene: ARHGEF19
Product: Rho guanine nucleotide exchange factor 19
Exons: 17
Coding region: 371-2788 (805 amino acids)
Biological process (GO): activation of GTPase activity; regulation of actin cytoskeleton organization
Molecular function (GO): protein binding; guanyl-nucleotide exchange factor activity
Source: RefSeq, a predicted model, not a curated record
GCAGAGCUGGCUGAGGGUACUGCUAACCUGGCAGGGCCAGGCUCUAGGGUGGGGAGGGGUGGGAGUGCCGGUCGCGGAGUCGAGAACCUCGCGGGACCCCGCGCCCUCCUCAACCCAGGUACAAGGGCUUUCGCGACGCUCAGAGGAAUCUCACCCUCUUCUGCUGGAAGCUGCUGGCUGUGCGUCUGGCCUUCAUCAUCGCCUUCGAGCACGUGGUGUUCUUCCUGGGCCUCAUCGCCUGUCUCGUGCCCGACGUGCCAGCCGCCCUGGCUACCAAGAUAAAGCGCGAGCGUUACCUGGCCAAGCAGGCGCUGGAGGACGACAGGGGGGCGCUACUUUCGGCCCAGGUGGGUGGCAGAUCAAAGGAGGAAUGGACUGUGGGCCACCUCCCACCCUCCAGUCCCAUCUGGCUGGGCCACCUGGCACUGCCCACCGCCCAGUAGCUGUGUGCCAGCAGGAGAGUCUGUCCUUUGCGGAGUUGCCCACCCUGCAGCCCCCAAGCCCUGUGUGUCUGGAUCUCUUCCCCGUCGCUCCAGAGGAGCUGCAGGCACCUGGCAGCCGCUGGUCUCUGGGGACCCCUGCUCCUCUCCAAGGGCUGCUAUGGCCACCAUCCCCAGGAGGCCCAGACACCGAGAUCUCUACCAGUGGGGGAAUGCGGCCCAGCAGGGCUGGCAGCUGGCCACACUGUCCUAGUGCCCAGUCCCCAGCUCUGGAGGGACCCUGGAGUUCCCAGCACCUACAGCCACAGCGCCGGGCCAGCCACGGCUCAGAGAAGAAGUCAGCCUGGCGCAAGAUGCGGGUGUACCAGCAAGAAGAGGCCCUUGGCAGCCCUGAGGCCCAUGCUGUCUUCCUGGAGCCACGCCAGGCGACAGAACAGGCCCUGAGCACAGCGGAGCCUAGGCCGCUGGAGCUGCCUGGGCCCACCCGAGUGGGCCUCGAGGGGCCUGAGCGGAGGCGCUUCUCAGCCUCUGAGCUGAUGACCCGGUUGCACUCUUCCCUGCGCCUGGGACGGAAUUCGGCAGCCAGGGCACUGACCCCAGGGUCAGGCCCUGGAGCUGCCCGGGAAGGGAAAGCGUCUGGAAGAGAGUCGCGCAGUGUAGAGAUGCGGGUGGACGCUAUGGUGAUGCCGGCUCUUGUUGACCUGAGCGGGGGCCGUGGCAGCUGGCCCGAGCCCAGGCUAGAUGCACAGGAAGAGCCGGCUCCGGGUUCCAGGAGCGCCAGCGAGCGGCGCCAGUCACGGUUCCUCCUUAACUCGGUCCUCUACCAAGAAUAUAGCGACGUGGCCAGCGCCCGUGAACUGCGGCGGCAGCAGCGCGAGGAGGAGGGCCCGGGGGACGAGGCCGAGGGCACGGAGGAGGGGCCCGGGCCGCCCCGCGCCAACCUCUCCCCGAGCAGCUCCUUCCGGGCGCAGCGCUCGGCGCGAGGCUCCACCUUCUCGCUGUGGCAAGACAUCCCCGACGUGCGCGGCAGCGGCGUCCUCGCUACGCUGAGCCUGCUCGACUGUAAACUGCAGGAGGCCAAAUUUGAGCUGAUUACGUCCGAGGCCUCAUACAUCCACAGCCUGUCGGUGGCCGUGGGCCACUUCUUAGGCUCGGCCGAGCUGAGUGAGUGUCUGGGGGUGCAGGACAAGCAGUGGCUGUUCUCCAAACUGCCCGAGGUCAAGAGCACCAGCGAGAGGUUCCUACAGGACCUGGAGCAGCGGUUGGAGGCUGAUGUCCUGCGCUUCAGCGUGUGCGACAUUGUGUUGCACCACUGUCCGGCCUUCCGCCGCGUCUACCUGCCCUAUGUCACCAACCAGGCCUAUCAGGAGCGCACCUACCAGCGGCUGCUCCUGGAGAACCCCAAGUUCCCCAGCAUCCUGGCUCGCCUGGAGGAGUCUCCCGUGUGCCAGCGUCUGCCCCUCACCUCCUUCCUCAUCCUGCCGUUUCAGAGGAUCACCCGCCUCAAGAUGCUGGUGGAGAACAUCCUGAAGCGGACAGCACAGGGUUCAGAAGACGAAGACAUGGCCACCAAGGCCUUCAAUGCACUCAAGGAGCUGGUGCAAGAGUGCAAUGCCAGCGUGCAGUCCAUGAAGAGGACAGAGGAGCUCAUCCACCUGAGCAAGAAGAUCCACUUUGAGGGCAAGAUCUUCCCGCUGAUCUCGCAGGCCCGCUGGCUGGUUCGGCACGGGGAGCUGGUGGAGCUGGCCCCACUGCCCGCAGCACCCCCUGCCAAGCUGAAGCUGUCCAGCAAGGCGGUCUACCUGCACCUCUUCAAUGACUGCCUGCUGCUGUCCCGGAGGAAGGAGCUGGGGAAAUUCGCCGUCUUUGUCCACGCCAAGAUGGCUGAGCUGCAGGUGAAGGACCUGAGCCUGAAGCUCCAGGGCAUCCCUGGCCAUGUGUUCCUCCUUCAACUCCUCCAUGGGCAGCACACGAAGCACCAGUUCCUACUGAGGGCCCGGACGGAAAGUGAGAAGCAGCGAUGGAUCUCAGCCAUGUGCCCCUCUACCCCCCAGGAGGACAAGGAGGUCAUCAGCGAGGGGGAAGACCGCCCCCAGGUUCAGUGUGUCCGGACAUACAAGGCGCUGCAGCCAGACGAGCUGACCUUGGAGAAGACUGACAUUCUGGCAGUGAGGACCCGGACCAGUGAUGGCUGGCUGGAGGGGGUCCGCCUGGCAGAUGGUGAGAAAGGGUGGGUGCCCCAGGCCUACGUGGAAGAGAUCAGCAGCCUCAGUGCCCGCCUCCGAAACCUCCGGGAAAAUAAGCGGAUCACAAGUGCCACCAGCAAACUGGGGGAGCCCCCCGUGUGAUGGGCAGCCAUGGCCUGGGACACCUGCUCCACGCCCGGCUCCUGGACAGGUCUGGAGGGGGCCCGCAGUGUCUCCAUGCCCCAAGAUGCUGUCACUGGGACUUCUGUUCCGAGACCUGGUGUUGAGAGGACAGGCUGGACACAGGAGGGGGCCUCCCCUGUCCUCCUGCUCCUCAGUGUCCACAAUUCAGGGACGAGGGUAGUUUCUUCCUCUGGCUUGGGGGCCACAACUUGUGACCUCUGAUAUCUGGCAAGGACUGGGGCCCUCUCCCUUUCCUGCCCUCGACACUGCCUGAUUCUUGGUCCCUCUGGCAGGGACCUGGCUGGCAAUGGCUCUGGUGCUGCUGGGUGCUGGGACCUGUACAUGUAUAUAUAUCUGGAGU